AUGGCUUCCCGCUUCCACGCCGCAUCCACCGAUGCCGCUAUCGCCGCUGAGAACGAGUUCGCUGCCCACAACUACCACCCUCUUCCCGUCGUCUUCUCCAAGGCCCAGGGCGUCAAUGUCUGGGAUCCCGAGGGCAAGCAGUACCUGGACUUCUUGUCCGCCUACAGCGCCGUCAACCAGGGCCACUGCCACCCCGAGCUCGUCAAGGCUCUUGUCGACCAGGCCUCCCGCCUGACUCUGAGCUCGCGUGCCUUCUACAACGAUGUGUUCCCCAAGUGGGCCGAGAAGGUCCGUGACGUCUUCGGCUACGACAUGGUGCUGCCCAUGAACACCGGCGCUGAGGCUACUGAGACAGCCAUCAAGAUUGCCCGCAAGUGGGCCUACAAGAUCAAGGGCGUUGAGCAGGGCAAGGCACUGGUCUUUUGCGUUGCCGAGAACUUCCACGGCCGAACUAUGACCGCCAUUACCCUGUCUACCGACCCCGAAUCCAAGGACAACUACGGCCCCUAUGUCCCCAACAUCGGUGCCACCUCUCCUUCUACCGGCAAGCCUAUCCGUUAUAACAACGUGGCCGACCUGGAGGAGGUUUUGGAGGCGCAUGGCAAGGACACCGCCGCCUUCAUCGUUGAGCCCAUCCAGGGCGAGGCCGGUGUUGUCGUUCCCGACGAUGACUACCUCACCAAGGUCCAGGCUCUUUGCAAGAAGCACAACGUCCUCCUCAUCUGCGACGAGAUUCAGACCGGCAUUGGCCGUACUGGCCGCCUGCUCUGCUCCGAGUGGGCUGGCAUCAAGCCCGACAUUGUUACUCUCGGCAAGGCCAUCUCCGGAGGCAUGUACCCUGUCAGUGCCGUUCUCAGCAGCAAGGAGAUUAUGCUGGUUGUUGAGCCCGGUACUCACGGUUCAACCUACGGCGGCAACCCCCUGGGCUGCGCCGUUUCCAUUCGAGCUCUGGAGAUUCUCGAGGAGGAGAACAUGACUGCCAACGCUGAGCGUCUGGGCAAGAUCUUCCGUGAUGGUGUGGCUGCUCUCAAGUCGCCUAUUAUCAAGACGAUCCGCGGCAAGGGCUUGUUGAACGCUGUUGUCAUUGACGAAACGGCUGCUUCUGGCCGAACUGCGUGGGAUCUCUGCCUCCUGCUGAAGAGCAAGGGCCUUUUGGCCAAGCCAACGCACGGAGACAUCAUUCGCUUCGCGCCUCCUCUCGUCAUCACCGAAGAGGAGCUCAACAAGGGUCUCAGCAUCAUCGCCGAGGCCAUCAAGGAGCUCCCCACCGCCCCUCAGGCCAAUGGCCAUUAAAAAAUGACAUUUGACGAACUUCCUUUAGCAGUCUGAAGAGGGGUGGUGGUGUGUCAGUGUGUGUGUGUGUGGUUUGACGGCGUACCGUCCUACGAGAAGUAGACGCAGCUGCCUCGUGAGCGCGAGCUCCGGGAAUUAUGAGGGCGACCCACGCGGAAAGAGAGACGAAAGAAUUUCCUUUUUGAUUUAACACGUCAAACAUAUAAGAUACCCAAGGGAUAGCCAGGACCGGUCAUGAAGCAGCAUAGGAACGGGAGCAUAUUCGGAUUUUGUUUUGGGAAUUGUGUCUCCCCCUUGUUUUUUUGCGGGGACAUAUAUUUGUUUUUUUCUUUGUAUCUUUCUCUUUUGCCAUCGUUUGGCUCCGGAAGAUUGUUUUUUUCCCUGAUGCAGAGUCAGGUCGGACAGAGUCUUGUCCGCGGCGCGAAACGGUAGUUUGGUAGUGUAGCAUUGAUGCCUGCUAGAAAUGCAGGAGACGACGGAAUGAGAUGAAAAUUUUGAAGCAU
Messenger RNA from Trichoderma virens Gv29-8, 1796 nucleotides. RefSeq lists its product as uncharacterized. The transcript has 3 exons. Gene Ontology annotation, molecular function: identical protein binding; L-ornithine transaminase activity; pyridoxal phosphate binding. The record is from RefSeq and is a predicted model, not a curated record. NCBI's taxonomy places the organism in Eukaryota, Fungi, Ascomycota, Sordariomycetes, Hypocreales, Hypocreaceae. Bases 1 to 1293 code for a protein of 430 amino acids. Gene Ontology annotation, cellular component: cytoplasm.